AUGUCAAACACCAAGCGGAUAGAGAAAUGGGAAAUCGACCGAUAUUGGGAGAUCUUCUCCUCGCUGGUCCAGCAGCCUGCCACACCCUCUUCGCGGCUGACAAACCAAGCCGCAGCCAAUGUCCUCCGGAACUCGCAGCUACGGGAUGACCAGCUCGAGCGUGUAUGGGAUCUCGCGGAUGUCGAUGGAGAUGGCGAGCUGGACUUUGAGGAGUUCUGCGUCGCCAUGCGACUCAUCUUUGAUCUCGUCAACGGCGAAUACCAGGACGUGCCACCCAGCCUGCCUGACUGGCUCAUUCCAGAGUCCAAAGCUCACCUGGUUCAGGCAAACCGGGCCCUGACUGGCCACCAAGGAGCGCAGUUUGAGAGGAUUGAGGAUGACGAGGAAGACGCUGGAUUGAAAGACGGCUUCGAUUGGUACAUGAAUCCUGGCGACAAGCGAAAGUACGAGGAGAUCUACUCGGCAAACAAAGACAGGAGGGGGGAGAUCAGCUUCGAAAGCCUGCACACACUCUACUCCAGUCUGGACGUGCCAGAUACGGACGUGCGGAGCGCGUGGAACCUCGUCAAUACGAGUGGUCGAGAUACCAUCUCGAAAGACGCCUGUCUCGCGUUCUUGCAUAUCCUCAAUUACCGUCAUGAGGGAUUUCGGAUACCGCGAACUGUACCACCCAGCCUGCGGGCAAGCUUUGAAGGAAACAAGAUUGAAUAUCAGAUCGACAAUGUCAGAAAUAGACCGAACAAGUACGAUGAGGACACAUCUACAGGGCGAAAAGCCAAAUUCGGAGAUGCUUAUCUGAGCCGUAUUGGCGGGAAAGGCGGCUCUGCUUACCAGCCCAAAGGCACCGACUUCUCGGACGUGGUUGAGGACGAGGACCUGGAGAAAGUCAGACUUCUCCGCGAGCUACGCGAGCUGGAAUCCCAGCAUGAUGCCGCAAUCGCGGCCUCGGAACGAAGACGAAAGCAGAGAUCGGAGAACGGAGGUCCUAGACAACCAGGAAAAACAAAUUGGACGCUGGUCAAGCGCGAGGCGCAGCAAAUGCUGGAGUACAAGCAACGACAGUACGUCGAGCUCAACUCGGAGAAUGGGAAGAAAUCAGGCGGUGAUCUGAAGAGACUGAGGGAUGAUCUUGCAUUGGUGGCGGAGCAAAUAGACGGUCUCGAGUCGCACUUGCGGAAACGGGAGGCAGAACUGGAAAACCUUCGUCGGGAGAUUGAGAACGAGAAGGCGAGCAGAUGA
Messenger RNA from Fonsecaea erecta, 1239 nucleotides. RefSeq lists its product as hypothetical. Gene Ontology annotation, cellular component: actin cortical patch; cytoplasm; nucleus. Gene Ontology annotation, molecular function: calcium ion binding; protein binding. Lineage: Eukaryota; Fungi; Ascomycota; Eurotiomycetes; Chaetothyriales; Herpotrichiellaceae. Gene Ontology annotation, biological process: endosomal transport; actin filament organization; endocytosis. Bases 1 to 1239 code for a protein of 412 amino acids. The record is from RefSeq and is a predicted model, not a curated record. The transcript has a single exon.